Messenger RNA from Aaosphaeria arxii CBS 175.79, 686 nucleotides. RefSeq lists its product as uncharacterized. The coding region runs from base 103 to 642 and encodes 179 amino acids. The transcript is spliced from 5 exons. The record is from RefSeq and is a predicted model, not a curated record. Lineage: Eukaryota; Fungi; Ascomycota; Dothideomycetes; Pleosporales.
CACGAACAAAUCCUCCGCAUAUUCCAUUCACACACAUCACCACAACGCGCCAGCACACUCUGCAAGCUUCAAACGCCCAAUUGACAACUCGAAAGAUUCACAAUGGAUGUCUACUACUUCUACAGCUACGGGUCGGCAGCAUGGUUGACACUACAAGCCGCACCCAUGAUUAUCUCCCCUACUAUGAUCGUUGCCCUUCUCUCUCCAGAGGUCCGAGAAGCAUCGACUCUCGAAGUGUACUUCUCCCGGUCGCUGGGCUUCUCCCUCAUAAUCAUAGGCCUCUUAAGCAUUCUACUUACAGGCUCCGUGCCAUUAUCAAGCCGGUUAACCGAAGAAACCGGCGCCAGCACCGACGCCACGGACCCCAAAGCUCCGUACGCGCUUCCCACCCUCACAAUCACCGCAUUCUUCCACGCCGCACUCGCCUUCUACGGAUAUGCCAUGUGGACCGAGACAGGGGUCCUGUCAUUCAGUCUCGGAACGAUCGGCAGCGGAUUCUUCACUGCCGUUGCGCUGUGGUGCGUCCUGUUCGCUAGCUCAGAUGGCCGCAUCAGCAGGAAGACCGGUGCCGAUAAGAGGACGAGCGGGUUUCCUUUCAAGAACGUUGAGGCCGAUAAGAGGAAGGGAAAGAAGGCCAUCUGAGUAACGAGAUAGAAUACUACGUUGGUUGCAUAGGCGCAACCGGC